GACUUGAGACGUGCGUCGCUGGGGCAGGAUGCGUGUGCCAUCGGACACCGGUGAAAGAACGGGCCAUGCCCGGGGGACGACGCCAUUUCCACGACUGUCAUGGCGGCCGGUUUCUGCAGGCUACUGCUGUUGUCCGUGCUCCCGUGGUUGUCUUCGGCGAAACCCGCGGCUGCUAAUAUCUACACAGGUUCCGUCGACAUACCAGAUGUCAUCGAGGGGGACAUCUAUAUGCCACCCAUCACAUCGGUUUCCGACCUGCGUGCGAGAACGAAGGAGACUCCCCUGUGGCCAGGAGGCAUAGUUCACUACAUCAUCGACGACGCUUUCGAUUCGUGGGAGAAAGAAGAGAUCCUCAGCGCCAUGCAGCAGAUCGAGUCCGUCUCGUGCGUCCAGUUCAGGGAGCGUGCCGACGAAGAAGGAUACAUCCACAUUUUGAGCAAGCAGGGGCGAGUGUUCCCGCGUCUCCUUGAGUGCAAUGAUUAGUAGCGCCUCGAGAGGAAUGUCUACAGGCGACCGCUAAAUCGUGUAGGCCUUGAACGACCCAGGGUUGCUCUUGCGACUUUCUG
This is a messenger RNA of Dermacentor silvarum, 566 nucleotides long. RefSeq lists its product as uncharacterized. Bases 100 to 483 code for a protein of 127 amino acids. Gene Ontology annotation, molecular function: metalloendopeptidase activity. Lineage: Eukaryota; Metazoa; Arthropoda; Arachnida; Ixodida; Ixodidae. The record is from RefSeq and is a predicted model, not a curated record. Gene Ontology annotation, biological process: proteolysis. The transcript is spliced from 4 exons.